This is a messenger RNA of Cyclocybe aegerita, 756 nucleotides long. The record is from the annotation of a GenBank genome assembly. NCBI's taxonomy places the organism in Eukaryota, Fungi, Basidiomycota, Agaricomycetes, Agaricales, Hemipholiotaceae.
AUGGUCCUUACAGCAUCUAUCGAAUACACCUUCGGCACCACGCCAGGAUACAAUCUAGCGCCAUCGAUUGACCGAAGUUCGGGCAGCACCCGGCCAACUGUUGGAUCGGCUCCAGUCCGCAGACGCCAGGCCGAAUAUCUUCGGUUUAUCUUAGCGUGGCAAUCUCUAGCCAUUUACCUCUUCCAUCUCCAUGCGUGCAUCUCGACCAUGGGCACCUCCACCAUCUGCUUCCAAAAGCUUCGCUAUGCAGCGCCUAACUCUCUUUCCACGUUCUCCGAUGUCGAAGCUCAAGCCGAUGUUCAAGAAAUCUCCGCAGGUUGGAGGGAUACGAUCACAAUCCUGAUGCCCCUGUGGAAGCUUGUUCGCAUCGCGUCAGCGAUCUUCCUUCCCCUCUGCCUUGCGCUACUCCAGAUAGACCCCAUUCGAAACAGUCUGGUGUCGCGCACGUUCGCUAUAUCGGCCCUCAUCUUCUCCUUUGACGGCCUUCUAUCCAGCUGUGUCUAUGUUGGUUUCAAAGAUAGGAUUUCGUCAUCCCAGGUUGCGAAGCGAUGGCAGGCAUCGUCUUCUGACACUUUUGCCAACAUCCAAGCGUCCAAAUUCUGGGCCGCCAUUGCAAUGCCUAUUUCGUCGAUGGGCUGGUGUGUGAUCUGGUUCAUGCUCUCGAUGUUCGUUCUCGCGUGGAAUACAGAUAACAUAGACUUCCUCCUUGUGUGCGCAGUCCAAGCGCUAAUUUUUGCGAGGGAGGACGUGCAGUAA